AUGUCUCUCAAAAAAGUAACUGUCGUUGGUGCCAGCGGCAACGUCGGCGCCGGCGUACUGCCUCAGCUGCUCAAAUCCGAUCUCGAUGUGACGAUCCUCAGUCGACAAGGUUCGUCGGCAACUUUUCCCGAUGGGGCCAAAGUCAUCAAAAGCGACUACAGCGCCGAGUCGCUUGAAAAGGUACUCAAGGGCCAAGAUGCUGUUGUGAGCAUGCUGCCCAUCAUUGCGCUUGGGGAGCAAACCAAGAUUGCGGAGGCAGCCAUCAAGGCCGGCGUUAAGCGCUUCAUUCCCAGCGAAUACGGCUCGGACUCUUUGUCCGACGACGUACUCGCAGCUGUUCCAUUCUUCCAGCCCAAGAAAGCCCAGCUUGAAUGGCUUGCGACGAAGGAAGCCCAGAUCAGCUGGACUGCCAUUAUCACCGGUCCAUUCUUCGACUGGGGGCUCAAGCAGGGGAUGACCGGCUUCGACCUCGCGAAUAAGACUGUGACCCUGGUCGACGGCGGCAAAACUCGGUUCACGACCAGUAACAUGGCACAGAUUGGACGCGCCAUUGUAUCGGUCCUGCAUCACCCGGUCGAAACCAAGAAUCAGCUGGUUUUCGUCGAGUCCUUUACCACGACCCAGGCGGAGGUCCUCGCCGUUUUGGAGAAACUAACUGGCCAGGCAUGGAAGGUGAAUGAGGUCAGCUCUCAGGCUAUCCGAGAGGACGGUUCCACCAAGUUCAGCAAAGGCGACUUUGCGGGAGGCGGAUCUGCUCUGAUCAUGGCCCUGGUUCUGGGCGAGGGUGGACUGGAGGAUCAUAGUAACGUCAAGGGUGGCAUUUGGAACCAGCGCUUGGGCUUGGAGAACGAGAGCGUUGAAGAGACGGUUAGAGAGGUUCUCGGGCUGUAA
Molecule: messenger RNA, 891 nt
Organism: Colletotrichum destructivum
Lineage: Eukaryota; Fungi; Ascomycota; Sordariomycetes; Glomerellales; Glomerellaceae
Product: Putative NmrA-like domain, NAD(P)-binding domain superfamily
Exons: 4
Coding region: 1-891 (296 amino acids)
Molecular function (GO): oxidoreductase activity
Source: RefSeq, a predicted model, not a curated record